UAAAAAUGAACCCCCCUUUCUUCUCAGCUGCGCAUGGUCUACUCUGUUUUUGUUGACCUUGUUGUUAAUUAUUCUCCAUUAAUCCUCCAAUGAAGAUUCUUUCAAGGGUUCAAGUUAUUAAGUUUCGAUAUUUUCUUAAAUGUGAGAAAAUUGAUCCUUUAUCCAAGUGGUUUUCAUCAUCAUCUUCAAAUGGGUCUCAUUUUUCUUCUUCUUCUGAAUUGUAUGGUAAAGUUAAUCCCUUUAUGGAUGAUACCUACCAAAACAAUGCGGCAAAAGUUGAGGGUAUGAGAAAGACAGUGUAUGAUGUAUGUGGGGUUUUGGACACUGGUCAAUGGGGACCUGCUACUGAGGAUGCACUCAACAUGUUUGAUGAAAUGUUUCAACCAGAAGUUAUUGUUGGAGUGCUGAGGAGGUUAAAGGACUUGAAUAUUGCAUUGCAGUAUUUUAGGUGGGUGGAGGGAAAAACUGAACAACCACAUUGCCAAGAAGUGUACAAUGCACUUCUCAUGGUUAUGGCUAGGACUAGAAACUUGGACUGCUUGGAACAGAUUCUUGAAGAAAUGAGUGAGGCUGGAUUUGGAAUUGCUAAUAAUACUUGCAUAGAAUUGGUUGGUAGUUUAGUCAAAUCGCGGAAGCUAAGAGAAGCUUUUGGUGUUAUUGAAAUAAUGAGGAAGUUCAAGUUUCGCCCUGCCUAUUCAGCUUACACGACAUUAAUUGGAGCUCUUGCUGAGGUUCACGAAGCUGAUCCCAUGCUCACUCUCUUUCACCAAAUGCAGGAAAUAGGUUAUGAAGCAAAUGUACAACUUUUCACUACGCUUGUUCGUGUGUUUUCUAGGGAGGGUCGCAUAGAUGCUGCUCUUUCCUUGCUGGAUGAGAUGAAGAGCAACUCAUUCACUGCUGACCUUGUCCUCUAUAAUGUAUGUAUAGACUGCUUUGGUAAAGUUGGUAAGGUGGAUAUGGCCUGGAAAUUCUUUCAUGAGAUGAAGGCACAAGGGUUGGUUCCUGACGAUGUCACAUAUACUAGCUUGAUCGGAGUUCUUUGCAAGGCUGGGAGGUUGGAUGAAGCUGUUGAGCUGUUUGAAGAACUGGAUUUCAACAGAAGUGUCCCUUGCGUCUAUGCUUAUAAUACCAUGAUUAUGGGUUAUGGCUCAGCUGGAAAAUUUGAUGAAGCAUACAGUUUGCUUGAGAGACAAAAGAGAAAGGGGUGUAUACCUAGUGUCAUUGCAUAUAAUUGCAUACUAACCUGCUUAGGAAGAAAGGGUAAAUUAGAGGAAGCAUUGAGGAUCCACGAAGAAAUGAGACAAGAUGCCGCGCCGAAUCUCACAACCUACAAUAUUCUAAUUGAGAUGCUUUGUAAAGCAGGAGAACUUGAAGCAGCCCUGAAAGUCCAGGAUAGUAUGAAAGAGGCUGGCUUAUUCCCGAAUAUCAUGACCGUAAAUAUAAUGAUUGAUCGACUAUGUAAAGCUCAAAAACUUGAUGAAGCUUGCUCCAUAUUUUUAGGAUUGGAUUAUAAAGUUUGCACUCCUGAUUCAAGAACAUUUUGUUCGCUUAUCGAUGGCUUGGGCAGACGUGGCAGGGUCGAUGAUGCUUACAGUCUUUAUGAAAAGAUGUUAGAUUCUGAUGAAACUCCAAAUGUAGUAGUCUAUACAUCUCUCAUUAAGAACUUUUUUAAGUGUGGUAGGAAGGAGGAUGGUCAUAAAAUUUACAAAGAGAUGGUGCAUAGGGGCUGUUCUCCUGAUCUGAUGCUUCUUAAUACUUACAUGGAUUGUGUUUUCAAAGCUGGUGAAGUUGACAAAGGUAGGGCUUUAUUUGAAGAAAUAAAAACUCAGAGGUUAGUUCCUGAUAUUCGGAGCUACUCAAUUCUAAUUCACGGUCUUGUGAAAGCAGGUUUUUCAAAAGAAACAUAUAAGUUGUUCUAUGAGUUGAAAGAACAGGGACUACAUUUGGAUGUUCUUGCUUACAACACUGUAAUCGAUGGAUUUUGCAAGUCUGGUAAGGUCAAUAAAGCAUACCAGCUACUGGAGGAAAUGAAGACAAAAGGUCUACAGCCUACUGUUGUAACUUAUGGUUCUGUUGUUGAUGGACUAGCUAAAAUUGAUAGGCUUGAUGAAGCAUACAUGUUAUUUGAAGAAGCAAAAUCAAUAGGUGUUGAUUUAAAUGUAGUUAUAUACAGUAGUCUUAUUGAUGGGUUUGGCAAGGUGGGAAGGAUUGAUGAAGCAUACUUAAUUUUGGAGGAGCUGAUGCAGAAAGGUCUGACUCCAAACACAUACACAUGGAAUUGCUUACUCGGCGCUUUGGUGAAAGCUGAAGAAAUUGAUGAAGCUCAAGUCUGCUUUCAGAACAUGAAAAACCUAAAAUGUUCUCCCAAUGAAAUAACUUACAGCAUUAUGAUAAAUGGUCUUUGUAUGAUUAGAAAGUUUAAUAAGGCCUUUGUAUUCUGGCAAGAAAUGCAGAAACAAGGGUUAAAACCUAAUACUAUCACAUACACCACAAUGAUUGUAGGACUUGCGAAGGCUGGAAAUGUUAUGGAGGCGAGAGGCCUAUUUGAUAGAUUUAAGGCAAGUGGGGGCAUCCCUGAUUCUGCUUGUUAUAAUGCUAUGAUAGAAGGAUUAAGCAGUGCCAAUAAAGCAAUUGAUGCAUAUAAACUUUUUGAGGAAACUCGAUUGAAAGGUUGUCAUGUAUAUAGCAAAACAUGUGUUGUUCUUUUAGAUGCAUUGCACAAGGCUGACUGCCUUGAGCAGGCAGCAAUUGUUGGUGCUGUCUUAAGGGAAAUGGCUAAGUCUCAACAUGCUACAAGAUUACCCUGAUGAUUGGUUAUAUAUAUUGUACCGGCACUGUAAUAGAAGUUUGGCUUCUGGACCCAAUUAAGUAGUGGUCUUCUCAGUAAAUGACUGCCUUCACAUUGUUUGACCGGAAAAUUUGAGAGACAAAUCCAGAGAUUUCCAUUGUCACCAGCUCUUUGAUAAGGUUAAUGGUCCUAGCCUCAGGGUUUUGCGGCUUCUGGUUGAGAAUAUGCACAUUCCGGCUUAUUGCUUGGUAUACUGUGAUCCCUAUAGCUUUGAUAUAUUAACCACUAAUGGACUGUAGUUUGGUUUUCCAAUCUGUAACUUUACAAUUUCCAUACUUUUAGGUUUGAAUGUAUUGGUAGCUAUUAGAAUUAUAAGAAGCCACUAGAAUUGUUUAUUACUGAGGAAUUGGUUUUGCGCAACCGUGAGUCUGGGUCUAGCUACGGGUGAAGCUUACAGGGAUAAUGAUCAAAUCUCAGUGAAUGAUCCUGUCCUUGCAUAACAAUUUAGGAUUAUGGACAUGGAAAACUAUUUUCUGAUAUAAAAAUUUCAAGGGAAGGAUGAUGAAGUUCUGAAACUAACUAUUAGAUUAUACUGUUUGGUUUUUUUACCCAGGAUCUAAGACAAAAGUUUCAUGCACAGUGCGACAGUUUCCACAUGUAGUCCUUAUGAGUUCACAUGUUGCUCUGGUGUUGAUUCAAACUACAAUAUUGACGUCACAGGUUGCUCUGAUUGAAAGGAUGGUCAUAUUGCACCUUUAUGGAGAUAAAUGUUUGUUGCAUGAAGCUAGAACUGUAACUGUUAACAAUCAUGUCAAAAUAUAUGUUUUGGUCAGAUGUUGUAUUUGCUUGAAGAAUGUUCAUGUCUUGUAUCAAAUAAUCUGGCAUAUUUUUCUUGUGAAAGCUUUCUCUUUAUGAGCUUUCCACUUAAAAAAAGUAUUUGUAUUGUCUAGAUAUUUAAUGUUGGUAGUAUCUUCUGUAUGCAAUGUUAUGCCACAUAAUUUACUUUGA
Messenger RNA from Cicer arietinum (chickpea), 3796 nucleotides. RefSeq lists its product as uncharacterized. Gene Ontology annotation, molecular function: protein binding; mRNA binding. NCBI's taxonomy places the organism in Eukaryota, Viridiplantae, Streptophyta, Magnoliopsida, Fabales, Fabaceae. Gene Ontology annotation, cellular component: mitochondrion. The record is from RefSeq and is a predicted model, not a curated record. Gene Ontology annotation, biological process: RNA processing; mitochondrion organization.